Messenger RNA from Camellia sinensis, 1683 nucleotides. Its product is annotated as metal transporter Nramp3.2-like. Gene Ontology annotation, biological process: manganese ion transport; defense response to bacterium; positive regulation of reactive oxygen species metabolic process. Gene Ontology annotation, cellular component: vacuolar membrane. The record is from RefSeq and is a predicted model, not a curated record. NCBI's taxonomy places the organism in Eukaryota, Viridiplantae, Streptophyta, Magnoliopsida, Ericales, Theaceae. Gene Ontology annotation, molecular function: manganese ion transmembrane transporter activity; cadmium ion transmembrane transporter activity.
CGAAACUCUGGUUUCUUAUUGGGAAAAUCUCGGACAUGGCUUCCCUCGUCUCCAAAUCCACCUCCAAAGGCGUGGACUCCAUCAACCAUGACAUCGUUGGCCGUCUCUUGCUCCAUUUCCUUAUCUGGUUCAAACAAUACGGUCAGGGGGAUAUUCAAGCUGGCGCGAUUGCUGGGUACUCUCUGCUUUGGCUCCUUUUGUGGGCCACGGCUAUGGGGCUUCUAGUUCAGCUGUUGGCGGCGCGGCUCGGCUUGGCUACGGGUAAACACUUGGCAGAGCUGUGUAGAGACGAGUACCCGAAAUGGGCUCGGUGGUUGUUGUGGGUGAUGGCGGAGGUUGCCCUGAUUGGGGCGGAUAUUCAGCAAGUGAUUGGGAGUGCGAUUGCGAUUAAGGUUUUGAGUAAUGGGGUUGCUCCUCUUUGGGGUGGUGUUGUUAUCACUGCUUGUGAUUGUUUCAUUUUUCUAUUUCUUGAGAACUAUGGUGUGAGGAAACUGGAAUCAGUUUUUGCGGCUCUUAUUGCAACGAUGGCAUUGUCAUUUGCUUGGAUGUUUGGUGAAACAGAGCCCAAUGGAGUAGAACUUCUUCUUGGUCUUUUAAUUCCAAAACUUAGCUCUAAAACAAUACAACAGGCAGUGGGUGUUGUGGGUUGCAUUAUUAUGCCUCACAACAUGUUUUUGCACUCUGCUCUUGUACAAUCAAGAGAGAUUGACCGGAGCAAGACUGGCGGUGUUCAAGAAGCCCUAAACUACUACUCCAUAGAGUCCACUGUUGCCUUCACAAUCUCUUUCAUGAUCAAUCUAUUUCUUACUGCCGUGUUUGCCAAAGCAUUUUAUGGUACCGACAUAGCCAAUAGUAUUGGGCUCGUAAAUGCGGGACAGUACCUUCAAGAGAAGUACGGGGGAGGGAUACUCCCAAUUCUGUAUAUUUGGGGUAUUGGGUUAUUAGCAGCUGGCCAAAGUAGCACGCUCACAGGUACUUAUGCUGGGCAGUUUAUUAUGGGAGGCUUUCUAAAUUUGAGGUUGAAGAAAUGGUUUAGGGCUUUGAUAACGAGAAGUUGUGCUAUUAUCCCAAUUAUGAUUGUUGCUCUUGCUUCUGAUAUCUCUGAGGACUCGUUAGAUGUUCUCAAUGAAUGGCUUAAUGUGCUUCAGUCGGUUCAGAUCCCUUUUGCACUUAUUCCGCUUCUUUGUUUGGUAUCCAAAGAGGAGGCCAUGGGUAUUUUCAAAAUUGGCCCGGUCCUCAAGAUGGUUUCAUGGCUCGUGGCCGCCUUGGUGAUAGUGAUCAACGGUUAUCUUUUGCUGGAAUUUUUCUAUUCCGAAGUAAAUGGGUGGUUACUAAGCUCCGUCGUAUCUGCUUUUACAGCUGCAUACCUUGCAUUUAUCAUAUACCUCACAGCCCGGAGCAUUACCUUUUCUAACUGGCUCGGCUUUUUACAUACCAGGAGGAUCACAAACACACGAAAAUGAAAAGUUGUAAUUUUUUUUACUUAUUUUUACAUGAAAGAAAUAAAAGAAAAGGCUGAGCAAUUGUUAUCCGAAUGUAGUUUUAUUUGCCUAUGAAACAAGCAAAGCAGUGUAUUAUUCAUCAUAAAUUGCAGAAAUAAUGUUGUCCUUGGAGUAAAUAAUUCAAUGUUCUUGGCUUCUUCAACCUCUGAUAUUAGUGAAUUCAUCUCUCCCACUCGCAUAA